AUGAGAGCUGCCUGUGAAAGAGGGGUCUUCCAGGGAUUGCAAAUCCCUAAUGGGGGACCGGUAAUCUUGCAUCUUCUAUAUGCAGAUGAUGCGCUAUUCCUCGGUGAGUGGUCUGAACACAAUAUAAAAAAUCUUGCUAGGAUUCUCCAUUGUUUCCAUGUAUCCUCAGGCCUUAGAGUCAACUUCAAUAAGUCUAGGGUAUUCGGGGUGGGGUUUCUAUGGGGGAGUUUGGAGGGAGCCAGAAAGAUUCACUGGGCCUCUUGGGAUAAGGUCACUGCAUCCAAAGAAGCUGGUGGGCUUGGAAUAGGCACGAUCAAAUCCUUAAAUGUGUCCCUUAUAGCGAAGUGGUGGUGGAGGCUAAGAGCGGGUCUUCCAACAACUUGGGCAAAUGUAAUCACAGGUCUCCAUGAUCUUAACUUGAAACCAAAUUGUUACUAUGCUAAUAAUAAACUACCUGGAGUAUGGAAGAACAUAGCAGGGGUAAGUAAGGAACUAAUGAAAAAAGGAAUUGCAAUUGACCGGAUAUUAAAGAAACAAUCAAGUGGACCAGGAGACUCGUGGAUAUGUAGUCUUGCCUCCGAUGGGAGCUUUACUGUCAAAGUUCUUCGAAAAGUAUGGGAUCAUUGCUCCCCUAUCUCAAUUGGGCAGUUUGAAUGGACUUCUGACAUCCCUAUUAAGGUAGUGUGUUUUGUAUGGAGGGCACGUAUGGGCAAUAUUCCUACUGCUAUGGCUCUCUCCAAGAGAGGGGAAAAUCUGGAAAACGGUUUCUGUAGUCUAUAUGGAGACGUACAGGAAUGCGCGAAUCAUGCUCUGGUUCACUGUCAAUAUGCCAGAACAGUAUGUGAAUGGAUAUUCAAAUGGUGCGGGGUUCCAACGUCCACUUUCCUAUCGGUGUGUGACGUGAUAGAAUUUGCAACUAAUUGGUUCGAUUGCCCACUAAGGAGGAAAUUACUACUUGGGAUCUGUUAUGGAUCCCUUUGGCAUAUCUGA
Messenger RNA from Lactuca saligna, 990 nucleotides. The record is from the annotation of a GenBank genome assembly. Lineage: Eukaryota; Viridiplantae; Streptophyta; Magnoliopsida; Asterales; Asteraceae.